Papaver somniferum (opium poppy) is the source of this 1133-nucleotide messenger RNA. Its product is annotated as cation/H(+) antiporter 15-like. Gene Ontology annotation, biological process: regulation of pH; proton transmembrane transport. Bases 441 to 1133 code for a protein of 230 amino acids. NCBI's taxonomy places the organism in Eukaryota, Viridiplantae, Streptophyta, Magnoliopsida, Ranunculales, Papaveraceae. The transcript has 2 exons. Gene Ontology annotation, molecular function: antiporter activity. The record is from RefSeq and is a predicted model, not a curated record. Gene Ontology annotation, cellular component: endomembrane system; membrane.
AUUAUAAGAAAAACUGUCACGAUGGGACAGAAUAUGAGCGAUUCUCUCGGAUUCGUUCAACUGACACUAUCUUGCUCGUCCUUCUAUGAUACUGCUUGUGCUGUUGCUGACUUGAACCUCCUCAACUCGGAGAUUGGUCGUCUAGGCCUGGCCAUUUCGAUAAUCACUGGAUUGAGCAAUUGGUUUUUUGAUUUUUCACACACCUUAUAUUUAGAAGCCACUCAUUUGAAGCAAAGGACGUUGUUAUUGUCGUGGAUAAGUAAAAUUUUCAUUAUAACUGCCAUUUUAUUCAUUUUACGGCCAGUGAUGUCGUGGAUGAAUAGAAGUACUCCAGAAGGAAGAACUUUGAAGGAAGGUCAUGUUUCUUUCAUCCUUCUUAGCGUUAUGGAAUUUCAUUUUUUAGUCAGUUCAUUGGCAUAGAUCCUUCUCUUGGACCACUUAUGAUUGGGCUAACGGUACCUGUUGGGUCACCUAUAGCAGAAGCUGUUCAGAAAAAGCUCGAGUGCUUCGACACCUUUGUGCUCUUGCCGCCAUCUUACAUAAUAGCAGGUUAUCGCGUACAGCCAUUCAAAGUCAUUUGGGAAAGUUUUGUAGUUGUGGAGAUAAUGAUGUUGCUUGCUUACUCUGCAAAGAUUAUUGUAGUAAUAUCGGCUUCCCUCUACUUUCGGAUGCCUAUAGAGGAUUCCUUGUGUCUCGCUCUCCUUUUAAACUGCGACGGGAUAUUCUACAUGUUGUAUUUAAUGGCCAUGGUUGAAGCAGAGUUGAUGAGUCAACAAACUUACACAAUAAUGAUCUUCACAAAUCUAUUGAUAACAAUGGUAACUACGCCGAUAGUGAAACAUCUAUAUCAUCCUUCGAGGAGGUACGCGGGCUACAAGAGACAAACCAUCCUAAAUUCUGCUGUCAACAGUGAGCUGCGCAUACUGGCUUGUGUUUACAAUCAAGAAAACGUCCCCAGCAUCCUCAAUUUCCUUGAAGCCACUAAUCCAAUUACCAAAGAAAGCUUUGUAUGUAUAUAUGUUUUGCACCUCGUUGAGCUAGUUGGUCGUGCAACUUCCCUCCUCAUUGAACACAGAAAAAAAAAAAACAAUUUACACGAGCCAACAGCCGUAAUUCUUCAGAUAAAAUUAUAA